UACCGCCACCGUCGCCACCACCGCCGCCACCACCGCCACGACCGCCACGACCACCACCGCCACGACCACGACCGCCGCCGCCGCCAUGUCCCCGCCGCAGUGCCACCACAACGAGACGGUCGCCUUCUUCUACAACAACAGCAACAAGACGCUGUACGACGGCUGGACGGUGGGCCACAAGGUGGUGAUGGCGCUGGGCAUCGGCGUCUGCGUCUUCAUCAUGCUCGCCAACCUGCUGGUGAUGGCCGCCGUGCGGGCCAACCGCCGCUUCCACUUCCCCAUCUACUACCUCAUGGCGAACCUGGCGGCGGCCGACUUCCUCGCGGGCGCGGCCUACUGCUACCUCAUGUUCAACACGGGCCCAAACACGCGCAAGCUCACCGUCAACACGUGGAUGCUCCGCCAGGGCCUCAUGGACACGAGCCUCACGGCGUCGGUCGCCAACCUCCUCGCCAUCGCCAUCGAGCGCCACAUCACCGUGUUCCGCAUGCAGCUGCACACGCGCAUGAGCGAGCGGCGGGUCGUCGUCGUCAUCGCCCUCAUCUGGCUCGUCGCCAUCCUCAUGGGCGCCAUCCCCAGCAUGGGCUGGAACUGCCUCUGCGACAUCGGGGCCUGCUCCACCAUGGCGCCCCUCUACAGCGUCAGCUACGUCAUCUUCUGGGCCGUGUCGAACCUCUCCACGUUCCUCAUCAUGGUGGGACUCUACGGGCACAUCUUCGUGUACGUGCGCUCGCGCGCCAUGCGCAUGUCACGGCACACGUGCGGCGCCCGCCGCAACCGGGAGACCAUCAUGAGCCUGCUCAAGACGGUCACCAUCGUGCUGGGCGCCUUUAUCGUAUGCUGGACCCCGGGACUCGUCAUCCUCCUCCUCGACGUCUUCUGCCCGUCGUGCGAGAUCCUCGCCUACGAGAAGUUCUUCCUCCUCCUGGCCGAGUUCAACUCGGCGAUGAACCCCAUCAUCUACUCGUUCCGCGACAAGGAGAUGCUCUCCACCUUCAAGCGCCUGCUCUGCUGCCGGCGCGUCGACGCCGGCGGCAGCGCCGCGGGCAGCACCACCAACGUCACGAGCGCGAGCGUCAGCGCCGCCGCCGCCACCGCCGCCGCCGCCAACAACGGCGCGGUCGACAAGGCCGAGCGAUCGGUCUCCUCCUCGGCGGUCGCCAACCACUCGUUCGUGUCGCCCGUCAACGCCGCCGCCGUCGCCGCCGCGUUGAACAAGGAACACUCCUUCGUGUGAGACCCCGCCCGCCCGCUCCGCUCCGACCGCGCGGCGAUGGCGGCGAUGGCGGUUGCGGUGGUUGCGGUGGAGGUGGCGGCGAGCGGGCGGCGUCGAUGUCGUACGUAGCGGCAGUGCCGUUGGUGGAAUUUGUAGCAGCCGCAGCAUUAGCGGAGUCCAAUAUCAUCUUUAGCAUUAUCAGCAGCAGCAGCAGCAGCUUCGAUAUCAUCUUUAGCAUUAACAGCAGCAGCAGCAGCAUUAGCAGCAGAAUUAGCAGCAUCGAUUUCAUCAUUGCUUGCGAUUAAUUGCAGCAGCA
Molecule: messenger RNA, 1532 nt
Organism: Petromyzon marinus (sea lamprey)
Lineage: Eukaryota; Metazoa; Chordata; Hyperoartia; Petromyzontiformes; Petromyzontidae
Source: RefSeq, a predicted model, not a curated record